UUCCUAAUAUAAAGAAAGACAAUAAGGAUAAUAUAAAUAAAAUAGAUACCGAUUAUAUAAUAAAUACACUGUUCGAAAAAUCAAUCGCAAUAGAAUCAUCUGACAAAGAAACGAUCACUGAAUUUGAAGUGAUAAACAAAACUAUAGAAGAGAAAAGUGAUAUUAAUAAAAUGUUAUUAGAAUAUAGUAAUAACAAUAAAGAAGAUUUUAAGAAACAAUAUAUACAUUCUAUCUAA
Racocetra persica is the source of this 236-nucleotide messenger RNA. The record is from the annotation of a GenBank genome assembly. NCBI's taxonomy places the organism in Eukaryota, Fungi, Glomeromycota, Glomeromycetes, Diversisporales, Gigasporaceae.